Messenger RNA from Cajanus cajan (pigeon pea), 1159 nucleotides. It is a transcript of the gene YLMG2, whose product is annotated as YGGT family protein. Gene Ontology annotation, biological process: chloroplast fission. Gene Ontology annotation, cellular component: membrane. The record is from RefSeq and is a predicted model, not a curated record. Lineage: Eukaryota; Viridiplantae; Streptophyta; Magnoliopsida; Fabales; Fabaceae.
UAUUAGAGAGAGAAGGGGAAGAUAAGGGGGUGAGAGAGAAGUGGAUAUUUAUGUUUUUCGUGAAUCCUUAUAGGUAGCGUUAUCCUCUCAGGACAACAGAAAGAAAGAGCGUGUCAGAAAUGGGUGUGAACAGUAACACUAAUGAGAGCUCAACCGAGAAGGUUUCAAAAUGUUGGGGAAAUGCUCAAAUGCCCUUUGCACUUCCAUUUCUGACACCCCCCAACUUGAGCUUCACCACACCUCACCAACUCCACACCACCAUCGCCACUGCUGCAGACAAUUUAUUCACAUUUGUAGCCUCCCUCGCUUCUCAAAACCCUCUCCUCUCUCUCCCCUCCCAAUUUCACGCCCUAUGCCUCCAGAUUCGGAAGCACAGAAACGUGACGUCGCUGUCUAGUCAUAAUUUCGCUGCCGUUUUACCCGGGGAUUCGGUGGCGGGGGUGGUGGUGGCUAAUGGGGUUCAGAAUUUCUUGCAAAUUUACAACACCUUGCUCAUCGUUAGGCUCGUUUUGACGUGGUUUCCCAACACUCCUCCUUCCAUCGUUAGUCCCUUCAGCACCAUAUGUGAUCCAUAUCUGAACAUAUUCCGAGGAAUUAUUCCCCCUCUGGGAGGAACGUUGGAUCUCUCUCCCAUCCUAGCAUUCUUGGUCCUAAAUGCAUUCACUAGCAGUGCUGCUGCACUCUCUGCUGAGCUUCCACCCACAGAACAAUUCCAACAACCUCUUUCAGCACCGUUACACUCUACUACUUCGCAGAUGAAAUGGAUGAGACGCCUUCUAGGGAACAGGUCUAAGAUAUCCGGUGAUGCUAAAUAGAACAUGCUAAACUUUAUGUGUGCUGUGUGCACCUUUGUCUGUUUAUUAAUUAGGUUGCUGUUGUUCCAUCCCAAUUAUUAUAGUUCCAGGCAACACAGUUUUAGAGCUUGUGAUUCCAGAAAUUCUAGAGUUAUCAAGUUUGCUGUGGAAUGCUCAAGCUGAAGGCUGAAGCUACCACACUCACAAUUUGUUUUUUGCAGUACACACAUCCCAUUGUUUUCUUUUAAUCCUAAGGUCCUUAAAACAUGGGACUGGAUUAUAGUCCAUCAAUUAGAUUACCGAGUGAUCAUACUAUGUAAUUUUUGGUCUCUAUUUAAAAAAAAAAAAAAAAAAAAGUCUAACUA